AGAAUGGAGGACAUGGAGUUUGACUUGUAAACACAAUCGAGCCGUUAGAAUCACCGACAACCCGAUCAGAGCUAACCGGCCCGGAGGCGCCCGGUGCGCCGACAAGCCGAAGGUGUACCAGGGCGUCCGGGUGAGGACCACCGUCAAGGAGCUGCUGCAGAGGCUCCGGGCCCGGGAGGACGGCAGCAGCGAGAUAUCACAGGCUUGCUCGGAUCUUCAGGAUCUCUGCGCGUCCACUUUUCCAGGUCGCCACGUGGCCCCUCCUCCCGCCGCGCGCGCCUUCCAGCUGGACGGCUCGUGCAGCAGCCAGAUGCCGGGCGGCACCUUCAACGACUUCCAGCAGCAGUUUGGGGACAUGGCGUUGCCCGGCAACGGCUACACUGGCGGCCACAACAACCACAACAACCACAACAACCACAACCCCGGCGGCCCCGGCUACACCGCCUGCCUGCCCCCGCUGCCCUGCUUCCAGGGACUCUCCUCUGACGCGGACUACUAUGGCCCCGGGAUGGUUCCUUGCUCCUCGCCAGAGCUGCUGACGCUCUGCAACCCGGCGGAUCACAGCAGCUACUCGCCGCAGGACUCUUUCUCCUCCUCCUCCUCCUCCUGCUACGACUCCCCCACCAGGAUGGAGUCCAGCUACCCCGGCGGCCUCCCCUCCGAGCACUUCCACUACCAGCACUGCGGCCUCCAGGACUGUUGGCCGGGCCAGCAGGAGAGCUUCUCGGCCCCCGAAUACGCACCUUACUUCCCCCCCACAGACUAUGCGUACGCCUGCCCCGUGGAGGGGGACUACUUCAGGAGGGACUCGCAGAUGAGCUUCGAGAUGUGUUACAAUGUUCUAUGAUGUCCAGCGUUGUUUCUGUAAAUACUUCUCGGCCCGCUUUGCAUCUCACGGCCGGCUUCCUGCUUUUGGGCGAAUGGACAUGAUGAAUGCUGAAUGGAUGGAGAGGCCCAUAUUUUUGUAUUAAUGACCACUUUUUUUUGUACUUCUAAGAUUUAUUUUCAUACGUUGCUGUACUGAAUAAAAAUGUGUUCAAAAGCG
Messenger RNA from Cyclopterus lumpus (lumpfish), 1045 nucleotides. RefSeq names its product colorectal cancer associated 2 (gene pou2af3). The transcript has 5 exons. Bases 311 to 847 code for a protein of 178 amino acids. Lineage: Eukaryota; Metazoa; Chordata; Actinopteri; Perciformes; Cyclopteridae. The record is from RefSeq and is a predicted model, not a curated record.